This is a messenger RNA of Gigantopelta aegis, 834 nucleotides long. RefSeq names its product solute carrier family 13 member 2-like. Gene Ontology annotation, cellular component: membrane. Bases 295 to 741 code for a protein of 148 amino acids. The transcript is spliced from 3 exons. Gene Ontology annotation, biological process: monoatomic anion transmembrane transport. Lineage: Eukaryota; Metazoa; Mollusca; Gastropoda; Neomphalida; Peltospiridae. The record is from RefSeq and is a predicted model, not a curated record.
GACAACAAAUUUAUUCAAACCUAUUACGAAAAGUGAGGAUUCUGAAUUACUAUGGUUUAAAUGUUGAUGUUGCAUAGACUCGUCACUUCUAUAUUGUUCAGUUGGCAGUCUGAUCCCAGCAUUACAGAACACAUGUCGCGUGAAAACAUUUCAAUCUUCUGCCUCCAAAUUCAUUCUAUAGAUAAUACUUUUUUUUAGUAUUAAUCUAUUUUAUUUAUUCCAUAAUUCUGAUUAACAUUUAAAUGUUCAUUAACGGCGUCAGUAUAAAAAGUGUUCUCCGUGUUCAGUGAUUGUAUGUUAGACUGUUUGACUCAAACAGGCAACAGAGCAUACGAGGUAGAGAUGGAACAAAUCCCACUGGACGAGAAAGCUGGUGGUGAUGUCGCUGUUGACGAUAACAAAGAAGUUGACGUCACACACGAACACAGCACAGACAAUGACCUCACCGAGGAAGAGCAGGCCCAAGAGGACGCCGACCACCUGAGGAUGUGCAAGGCGCUGUCCCUGGCUGUGGCCUACGCCGCUAACACCGGGGGGAUCGCGUCACUCACUGGAACCGCACCUAACGUCGUGCUCAAGGGCCAGACAGACAUUAUUUUUGACGAACGGAAUAUCCCGAACCCGAUCACGUUCGCCACGUGGCUGAUCUACGGACUUCCGCUUUCGUUCAUCAUCCUCAUCAGCUGUGGAUCUGGAUGCAGAUCUUCUUCCUCAGAUGCAGGUUUGUUCUCUGUGGUCUGACUCCCUGCAGGUGUUCUCUGUGGUCUGACUCCCUGCAGGUGUGUUCUCUGUGGUCUGACUCCCUGCAGGUGUGUUCUCUGUGGUCUAACUCGA